CUUCACAACACAUCUUACCGCUCCAAUUUCUCCUCUUCUCCAAAUUUCGGCCAUCUCCUUCAUCUUAACCCAAAUAACACCCUCACCCUGGGCCUAUAUAUAAAACGUCAUGUAUUGGUGAUGAGACCCGGAGAACAUCAUGUUGAUCAUGUGUUGAAAACUGAAGCGUUGAGACCCGAAUUUGUUCCAGCUCAUCCAGAAUUAGUUAUCACGACUCGAUGUUUGGGGGAGGUUGCUCGGGAAAUGCGUGACAGGGGUGACCCUCGAGAUUAUCCGAUGCUGGAGCGAAUCAGGAAUUGCUUAAGGCGAAUAGGUGCAGAAGAAGUGAUAGAUCAAGACAUAAUCACAUUUUAAAAUGUUGAUGAAGGACACACAUCACCUGAUGGCCAUGGCCAACCGAGCAGAUCCACAUGAUAUGAGUUACAUGAUGACGAUACAUAUCAUGAUACACCCAUGGAGCCCCUGUCCACAGUUGGUAGUUCCUAUCACGCACAUGAAGUUCCUGAACAUCAGCAGUGGGCUGAUUUUAAUUGGGCUGAUUUAUUUGACAAUGAUCACUUCAGUGGAGCGACCGACGGUGCAGGGCCGAGCUCACAAUAUUAGUUUAUAAUAUGAGUAUUAGUGUAAUAGUAUUAAUAUUAAUGUAAUAAUAUCUUUUUGUGAUGUAAUUAGUUUAAUAAUAUGAAUGUUAUUGUCAUAAUAUUCAUAUUAGUGAAAUAAUAUCCCUCCGUCGUGUAAUAAAAUUAGUGUAAUACUCCCUCCGUCCC
Cuscuta europaea is the source of this 767-nucleotide messenger RNA. The record is from the annotation of a GenBank genome assembly. Lineage: Eukaryota; Viridiplantae; Streptophyta; Magnoliopsida; Solanales; Convolvulaceae.